This is a messenger RNA of Drosophila pseudoobscura, 1251 nucleotides long. RefSeq names its product 2,3-bisphosphoglycerate-dependent phosphoglycerate mutase. Gene Ontology annotation, molecular function: intramolecular phosphotransferase activity. The record is from RefSeq and is a predicted model, not a curated record. Bases 425 to 1228 code for a protein of 267 amino acids. Gene Ontology annotation, biological process: glycolytic process. The transcript has 4 exons. Lineage: Eukaryota; Metazoa; Arthropoda; Insecta; Diptera; Drosophilidae.
AAGUUUUCUAAAUUUAGUAUGAAUGUAGAUAACUUCGACCUUUCCAUAACGGAGGCAUUCAUUUACUUGUCAGCAACAUGAGCCUUUCGUUAAAUAUUCUUUAUUUUUAGUGUAAAACUGCAGUUGUUAUUGAUUUUUCCAAUCGCAGCUGUUCGAAAAGCGCCAACAACAAGAGCAGAGCAGAAGCAGAAGCAGUGCAUCAGCUCUGCAGCAGAGAGCAUCAGCUGUCGACCGACUGCAAGAGUGUGUGAGAGUUCCGAAGCGUCACAGCGACGCGUGGUCCAACCCAUCGAAAGCAGUGAUAAAAUUGUUUGCCAAUACGAAUUUUUGCUUAGUACAAAGCGCCGGCAGCAGAAGCAUCCGCAGCAGCCAUUGGGAACUAAAUCUGUGGCCAGCAGGAAAGCUGAACAGGAGCGGCGGAACCAUGGCUAUCCGCAAGUUCUUGCGAAGCAAACUCUCCCAGUUCAAGAUGAAGACGAAUCGUCUGGUGUUGCUGCGACACGGUGAGAGCGAGUUCAAUCUGGAGAACAAAUUCUGCGGCUGGCACGAUGCGCCACUCACUGAAAACGGUGAACGAGAGGCCUGCAUGGUGGCCAGUCCAGCGCUCCUCCAGUCGAAACUGGAUUUCGAUGUGGUCUACACUUCGGUGUUGGACCGCUCCAAAAAGUCCGCCGAGCUAAUACUGAGCAAUAUGAACCGCGCCUAUGUGCCGACGAAGGCCGACUGGCGUCUGUGCGAGCGGCACUAUGGGAAUCUGACGGGCUUCAGGAAGCGCGAGAUCGCGAAUAUCUAUGGCGAGGAUCAGGUGCAGGCCUGGCGACGCGGCUACGACGACGUCCCACCGGAAAUUAAUACGGAAAAUCGGUACUACUACGUGAUACGCAACAAUCCCAUUUUCGACGAUGUGCCGGCGGGUCAGUUCCCGAUGACAGAGUCCCUGGGAAUGUGUGUGGAUCGCGUGGAACCAGUCUGGAAGGAGAUAAAGCAAGAGGUACUCAACGGCACUAGAGUCUUAAUCUGUGUUCAUGGAACGGUGACACGGGCCCUAGUCAAGCACAUUGAAGGUGUCUCCAAAGAGGCCAUCCAGAAAGUUAACAUUCCCAACAGCAUUCCCCGGGUGUACGAGUUCAACAUGAAGACUGGGGAGCUGGUUGGCGGCCCCAUCAACCUCGGUGACCCGGAGUAUAUCAAGAAAAAGACCGCCCAAGUGGCAGCCAUCGGUGAUUAAGUUAUGCGAGACUUUCAUAUAAA